AGAAAGUCAGCGGCAACACAAAAAGGUAGAACCGUUGGGUAGUUCAACCAGUUGGUGCGAGGUACUCGAACGCGACGGUACAAGUCUCUUUUUGAACGUGGAAAAGUCAGUGAAAACGAAACCGUACGAUCUUCUGAACUUCAAAAGUACAAAAAAAGGUUAGCAGCUAACUAGCUGUGCGAAGGCCAGUGUUCAAUUUGGCAAAUUACAUAUUUUGCCAUAAAAUAAUUCAUGCUUAUCCAUCUAUUAUAACAAAACGAAAUUUUAUAAAUAAAAAGCCAAGUGUGUUGGGUGUUGAAUCCUGCUUUGGAGUUCAAGAUGGCAGAUAAUGACAAUCAUCCUAUGGAUGAGUUUUGUGGCUCAAAAUUUUGGAAUGCAAAUGAGACUUGGUGGACCACUGAUCCAGAUUUUACAAAAUGCUUUGAGAAGACAGCUCUAGUGUGGGGCCCCUGUGUAUUUUUGUGGGCUUUCUCCGUAUUCGAUUUUUACUACCUGAAAGCAAGUUUAGAUAAGAACAUCCCAUGGAAUAAACUUAAUAUUAGCAAAUUGGUUUUGAAUAGUGCUUUGCUAAUACUUUCGGCAAUCGAUUUUGUAUUCGCAUUAGUAAAGAGUGGUGAUGAGGCUACAGCCUCGUUAAUCCACCCUGUUGAUAUCUGGGGUCCUAUUAUAAAGUUUGCCACUUUCUUGUUGCUAUUCAUCUUUAUACCGCUGAAUCGCAAAUAUGGUGUGCAAACAUCUGGCACACAAUUUCUUUUCUGGUUCCUGCUUGUGAUAUUCGCAAUACCUCAAUGCCGCACCGAAGUGCGAGCUAAUAAUGAGCGAAGUAAAAUACUGAACUCUGACAUUGCAGAUAAACCCGACUAUUCGUGGGAUGAAUAUAACUAUGUUAGCUUCAUGAUUUACUUCGCCUUUUCUUGCGCAAUGCUAUUUUUGAAUUGUUUUGCCGAUGCCAUGCCCAGAGAAACUAAAUACAAACGAACGAAUAACGAAAUACCGGAGAGCUCGGCAAGUUUCUUGUCCCGCGUAACAUACACCUGGUUCGAUGGUAUGGCAUGGAAAGGUUACCGCCAACCAUUGGAGGAGAAAGAUCUCUGGGAUCUACGACCACAAGAUAGCUGCAGAGAAAUUAUGCCAAUAUUCGCGUACUAUUGGAACAAAAGCGUGCACAAGAACUAUCAGACCCAAACACCACCACAGCCCAAGGCACAAUAUAGUAAUGGUAAAGUUGAAUUUGAAAACCCGCAUGGACGUUCAACUGGAAAGAAGAAGGUUACAUCUAUUAUGCCACCAAUUAUCAAAUCAUUUGGAGGAGUAUUUUUAUUCGGUGCUCUAAUGAAAUUUAUCUGCGAUGUGCUAACAUUUGCGCAACCUCAAGUGCUUAGUUUGAUUAUUAGUUUUGUGGAAGAUUAUGCUGACGAAGAGGUCGAAAGACAACCCGAGUGGAAGGGUAUCUUUUACUCUGCCCUCCUAUUCAUUAGUGCAGCUGCACAAACAUUUAUUUUGGGACAAUAUUUCCAUCGCAUGUUCGUCGUUGGUUUGCGCAUACGUACCGCACUUAUAAACGCGAUCUACCGCAAAGCGCUAGUCAUCUCGAAUGCCACACGCAAAGAAUCGACAGUGGGCGAAAUUGUAAAUCUAAUGGCUGUCGAUGCGCAACGUUUUAUGGAUUUAACAACAUAUUUGAAUAUGAUAUGGUCAGCACCGUUACAAAUUGCGUUAGCCAUGUACUUUUUAUGGCUCCAAUUGGGCCCCUCUGUGUUGGCCGGUCUUGCCGUGAUGAUCAUUCUCAUUCCCGUUAAUGGUGUGAUAGCCAAUCGCAUUAAAGUCUAUCAAAUCAGACAAAUGAAAUACAAGGAUGAACGUGUUAAAUUAAUGAAUGAAGUGUUGGGCGGCAUUAAGGUACUUAAACUAUAUGCUUGGGAGCCAAGCUUCGAGAAUCAAGUGCUGCAAAUUCGUGACAAGGAAAUAGAGACUCUAAAAGCUACAGCAUACCUCAACGCCGGUACCUCGUUCCUAUGGUCAUGUGCGCCCUUCUUGGUGUCAUUGGUCACAUUCGGUACAUAUGUUUUAAUUGAUGAAAACAAUGUGCUCGAUGCAACUAAAAUAUUCGUUUCAUUAUCAUUAUUCAACAUUUUGCGCUUUCCAUUAAUAAUGUUGCCCAUGUUGAUAACCAACAUGGUACAAACUCAAGUUUCUGUGAAACGUAUUAACAAAUUCAUGAAUAGCGAGGAAUUGGAUCCCAACAGUGUACAGCAUGAUCCCAAAGAAGCCGAUCCAAUGGUCAUCAGAAAGGGUACAUUCUCUUGGGGCGAUGGCGAAGAGACAUUGAAAAAUAUCGAUUUGACGGUGAAGAAAGGCACAUUGUGCGCCGUUGUUGGUACUGUUGGUUCCGGUAAAUCGUCGCUCAUACAAGCAUUGCUCGGUGAGAUGGACAAAUUGUCCGGACGUGUCAAUACAGUCGGCUCCAUUGCCUAUGUGCCGCAACAGGCGUGGAUACAGAAUGCCACACUACGUGAUAAUAUACUAUUCGGCUUGGAAUACGAUCGUAAACGUUAUAAUCGUGUUAUAGAUGCUUGUGCCUUACGUUCCGAUAUCGAUAUGUUGUCGGCUGGUGAUCAAACGGAAAUCGGUGAAAAGGGUAUUAAUUUGUCUGGUGGUCAGAAGCAGCGUAUCUCUUUGGCACGUGCCGUUUACAGUAAUGCCGAUUUGUAUUUACUUGACGAUCCCUUAAGUGCGGUGGACUCACAUGUGGGCAAACAUAUAUUCGAAGAGGUGAUUGGACCAAAUGGUCUGUUGGCGAAAAAGACACGUGUACUAGUCACACAUGGCAUUACGUUCUUGCCACAAACCAAUAAUAUCUAUGUAAUGAAAUUGGGUGAGAUUAGCGAGAGUGGCACGUAUCAAGAGUUGUUGGCGCGUAAGGGUGCUUUUGCUGAAUUCAUUAUACAACAUUUGCAAGAGUCUACGGAAGAGGUUGAGGAUUUGGAUGAGAUUAAACAGCAAUUGGAGGGCACCGUUAAAUCGGAAGAACUUUUGGGCACAUUCGAAAAGGUCAUCUCCUUGGCGCGCACUGAAAGCUUGUCAGAUUCGGUUUCUGUUAAGUCGCUCGAUAGCGGUAAAGGCAGCAUACGGCGUCGCAAAAUGGGUCGUCAAGAUUCUGAAAUUUCAACAAUUUCAACGGUGUCACAAAAGAAGACUGAGAUGGAUGGUGGCAAACUAAUUGAAACCGAAAAAUCAGAAACUGGCGGUGUACAACUGGCUGUUUACAAGCAUUAUAUUAAGAGUGUUGGCAUUUUCCUGUCACUCGCCACACUGUUUUUGAACUUCGUCUAUCAAGCAUUUUCGAUCGGCUCCAAUUUGUGGUUAACACAGUGGUCGAAUGAUAAGCGUGUGGAAAACGACACGGGUCUGCGCGACAUGUACUUGGGUGUUUAUGGUGCUUUCGGUUUCGGUCAAGGCUUGUUCGCUUAUUUCGCCGUCGUACUGCUGUAUUCCGGCACACUCAAGGCGGCCAAGAACAUGCAUAAUGAUCUGCUUAAGUUUAUAAUGCGCGCACCGAUUUGCACUUUCUUCGAUAUCACGCCAAUAGGACGUCUAUUGAAUCAUUUUAGCGGCGAUAUGGAAACAAUCGAUGAAGAAUUACCCGGCACACUGGAUAGUUUCUUUUCAAUCAUUUUUAUGGUCUUGGCCACUAUUGCGGUGAUCAGCAUGUCGACGCCCAUUUUCUUGGCCGUCAUUAUACCCAUAGGAUUCCUGUAUUACUUUGCACAACGCUUCUAUGUGGCCUCGUCACGUCAACUGAUGCGUUUGGAAUCGGUGUCGCGUUCGCCCAUUUACACGCAUUUCAGCGAAACGAUCACCGGUGUGACGACUAUACGCGCUUACACAGUGCAAGAUCGUUUUAUCGAUGAAUCUGACAAUCGUGUGGACAAAAAUCAGGUGUGCAAAUAUCCUUCACUCAUUGCGAAUAGAUGGCUGGCUAUACGUCUGGAAAUGGUCGGUAAUCUAAUUAUUCUCUUCGCAUCACUCUUUGCCGUAUUGGGCGGUCAAUCGAAUCCCGGUCUUGUUGGUCUGUCUGUGAGUUAUGCGCUGCAAGUGACGCAAACACUCAAUUGGUUGGUGCGCAUGACCUCUGACAUUGAGACAAAUAUUGUGGCUGUGGAACGUAUUAAGGAGUAUGGUGAAACCAAACAGGAGGCGCCUUGGGAAUUGGAAAACUCGAAAGUACCACGCGACUGGCCAACGGAAGGCAAGGUGGUGUUCGAGGAUUUCAAAGUGCGUUAUCGUGAAGGUCUGGAAUUGGUUUUGCGUGGCAUUACCGUUUCGAUCAGUGGUGGUGAGAAAGUCGGUAUUGUGGGACGUACGGGUGCUGGUAAAUCCAGUUUAACGCUGUCUCUGUUCAGAAUUAUCGAGGCAGCCGGUGGACGCAUUUCCAUUGAUGGCAUAGAUAUCUCCUCUUUGGGCCUGCAUAUGCUACGCUCGCGUCUAACAAUCAUACCACAAGAUCCAGUGUUGUUCUCCGGUACACUGCGUAUCAAUUUGGAUCCAUUCGAAGUGAAAUCGGACGAUGAACUCUGGAAAGCGUUGGAAUUGUCACAUUUGAAAACUUUCGUUAAAACACUUCCUGCUGGCUUGAAUCAUGAAAUUAGUGAGGGUGGUGAGAAUUUAUCGGUGGGACAGCGACAGUUAGUGUGUCUGGCGCGUGCGCUAUUGCGCAAGACGAAAGUUUUGGUGCUUGAUGAAGCCACAGCCGCUGUAGAUUUGGAAACAGAUGAUUUGAUACAGAAAACUAUUCGUUCGGAAUUCAAAGAAUGCACUGUGCUAACAAUUGCCCACCGUUUGAAUACUAUAAUGGACUCGGAUAAGGUGAUAGUUUUGGACAAGGGCGUAGUAACUGAGUUUGCUUCACCUGCGCAACUACUUGAAAAUCCCAAAUCAGCAUUCUAUAGCAUGGCAAAGGAUGCCAAUCUAGUGUAAUUGUAUUAUUUAGUUAUUACGUUUUUCAUUAUGAAGAAUUUCGUUUAGUUUAUGCGAGUUAAAGUUAACAUUAUUGACUACGUUAUCGUAAGCAAAAAAACACAAACAAAAACUUAAGUGCUAAAAUAAUACAAAAGCGAACAACUAAUAUACAUAUAUACUUGUACAUAUACGUUCACAUCACUCAACGACAACUAAAUAGAUAAAAAUUUGCAGUCCUUACCAUAUUAUUUUUUGCUGUUCUUAAUGUUUGUACUUACACACACAAACCGUCUACCAGUUUCAAAAG
This is a messenger RNA of Zeugodacus cucurbitae (melon fly), 5266 nucleotides long. It is a transcript of the gene MRP, whose product is annotated as multidrug resistance-associated protein 1. The record is from RefSeq and is a predicted model, not a curated record. The transcript has 16 exons. Gene Ontology annotation, molecular function: ATP hydrolysis activity; ATP binding; ABC-type transporter activity. The coding region runs from base 319 to 4977 and encodes 1552 amino acids. Gene Ontology annotation, cellular component: membrane. Gene Ontology annotation, biological process: transmembrane transport. NCBI's taxonomy places the organism in Eukaryota, Metazoa, Arthropoda, Insecta, Diptera, Tephritidae.